Penicillium verhagenii is the source of this 306-nucleotide messenger RNA. RefSeq lists its product as uncharacterized. The coding region runs from base 1 to 306 and encodes 101 amino acids. The transcript has 2 exons. The record is from RefSeq and is a predicted model, not a curated record. Lineage: Eukaryota; Fungi; Ascomycota; Eurotiomycetes; Eurotiales; Aspergillaceae.
AUGCAGGUCGCAGAAAUACUGUCCGAUAUCACAUCUCUACGGGUCUGUGGCCACAACGAAGCCCUUUCCUUGGUGAAUGCAAAUCAGUCCCUCGCAGAUACCAGCGCGACCGAAAUAAGCAACAGCUCAACCGUGAAUGCCUCCCAUGACACCCAACUGAACAAUAAGCAGGAUCAUUUGCGACGAGCCAAAGAACUGGUCAAGCUGCAUUACGAAUUCAAAUCAAGACACUCGGAUGGCGAAGUGGACAGUGCGCUGCAAAAGUCUCGUGAAGAUGUGGAGCAGGUUCUGGCCGAGCUAGCAUGA